GCUAAAUCGAUCGUAAAGAAGUGGACUAAUAUUAGAGACAGCUGGAUGAGGAGUAUUAAUGAGAAAAAGAAAUCAAAAACAUCAGGAUCGUCUGCGACAUGUCCGAGAGCCUACGUUUAUCAUCGUCAAAUGUUGUUCUUAAAAAAAAUUGUGACGCCAGCUGACACACAUGAUAGUGCAACUAUUGCUACACCAAACCCAGCAGACGAUAGUACAGCCGCUACAGUUACAUCAGAUGUUACCCAUGACAGUGCGAUGGCUCAGGACAAUUUAUUUGGUGAAGAUGCUACAGAUAAUCAAGAUGCUACAGAUGAAUGUCAACAAGAAACUAAUAAUGAAAAUUUAGUAGGUGGUUCGAAAAGAAAAAAAAGCAGACCAUCGAGGCAGAAUUUAAACGUGUUUGAUAAGAAAAUGAGUGAGUUUAUAGAUUAUCAAAUGGAAUGCAAGAAGAAAGAAGAAAGUAAUUUGUUUUUCUUUAAAAGUCUACUUCCAUCAUUGGCAACGCUAAACGAUAAUCAAACAUUAGAAUUUCAAUCAGGCGUCUUAAAUUUAUUGCAAAAUAUAAAGAACUCUUGCUAA
Molecule: messenger RNA, 579 nt
Organism: Maniola jurtina (meadow brown)
Lineage: Eukaryota; Metazoa; Arthropoda; Insecta; Lepidoptera; Nymphalidae
Exons: 1
Molecular function (GO): DNA binding
Source: RefSeq, a predicted model, not a curated record